Anopheles cruzii is the source of this 2155-nucleotide messenger RNA. Its product is annotated as putative fatty acyl-CoA reductase CG5065. The transcript has 5 exons. Gene Ontology annotation, cellular component: peroxisome. Lineage: Eukaryota; Metazoa; Arthropoda; Insecta; Diptera; Culicidae. The coding region runs from base 169 to 1779 and encodes 536 amino acids. The record is from RefSeq and is a predicted model, not a curated record. Gene Ontology annotation, molecular function: alcohol-forming very long-chain fatty acyl-CoA reductase (NADP+) activity. Gene Ontology annotation, biological process: long-chain fatty-acyl-CoA metabolic process.
AGUGGACCAAAAGCCCGAUUGGACAUUGGAUAGUGCAGCAGAUGACCUCAGACAGGAAAGCGUCUCGCAGCAGAACGCAGCCAAAUCAUACGCCUUAACUCGGCUGUGCAAUAACAUUUGAAGCGGUGAUAGAUCUGGUCGUCAACGGGUGAUCGUGCACGGAGCAGAAUGUCUGUGGGAAACGAAAUGACGAAGCUCCCUGCAUCGCCCCAGCCAGGCAUUGCCGAGGCAUACGCCGGCCGGUCGAUCUUCAUUACCGGCGCGACCGGUUUCAUGGGCAAGAUUAUGGUGGAGAAACUGCUGCGCGACUGCGGCGACGUGCGGUGCCUGUAUCUGCUUAUCCGCGCCAAAAAAGGGGUCGAUGCGGCACAGCGCAAGGAGGAGUACGCCAAGAACCUGGUGUUCGAGCACGUGCGCGAGAAGUACGGCGAGCGACUCUCCCGGAUCCGGUUGAUUCGGGGUGACAUACUGAGCGAGGGCCUGGGACUAAGUGAAGCGGACCACCGGGAGCUGGUGGACAACGUGGAGCUGGUGUUUCACUGUGCCGCGAACGUGCGCUUCGAUCAGCACAUCCGGCAGGCCGUCGACAUCAAUCUGAACGGCACGAUACGGGUGCUGACACUCGCGGAAAAGAUGCGGAAGCUCGUGUCGUUCGUUCACGUCUCCACGGCCUAUUGCCAGUGCAACGAGGCCGAGCUGGAAGAAAAAUAUUACCCAGCCCCGCAGAACCCGGAGGGCAUCUCCAAAAUGGUGGGCCUGCUGGACGAAGACAUUUUGAAGCUCAUCACGCCAAGACUGCUCAACAAUCUACCCAACACGUACGCCUACACGAAAGCGCUCACGGAAGAUAUGGUCUAUCAGUAUCGGGGAAAGCUACCGCUGGCCAUCGCCCGGCCUUCAAUAGUGACCGCCGCCAUGCGGGAACCGUUCCCGGGCUGGGGCGAAGGCACCAACGGACCGACCGGGCUACUGAUCGGGGCCGGCCGUGGGGUCAUCCGGAGUAUGCACUGUAAGGCCGACUAUCACGCCGACUUUAUGCCAGUGGACAUGACGAUGAACGCCAUCAUCGCCAUCGGCACGGAGCGGAUGCGCAAUCCGCGCAAGGACGACGUGAUGUACUACAACCUCUCCUCGUCGGACAUCAAUCCGAUCAGCUGGGGCGACGUGCUGGAAAAGGGACGCAAGGUGUUGAACGACAAUCCGUUCUGCUUCGCGCUCUGGUACCCGGACGGAUCGAUCAAAUCGAACUACUUCUACCACCUGCUGUGCGUUAUCUUCUUCCACUACCUGCCUGCCUAUUUGAUCGACUUUUUGCUCGUCCUUUUACGUCGUAAACCUUUCCUCGUAAAGGUACAGAAACGGAUAUCGGCCGGGCUGACGAUACUCCAGUACUAUACGACCAAGCAGUGGAUUUUUCGGUGCAACAACAUCAAAGCCAUGUACGAACGGAUGUCGGAGGAGGAUCGGAAACGGUUCUAUUUUGAUGUGGCCGAAAUCAACUUUGAAAGCUAUCUGCACGAUUUCAUCCUCGGUGCACGGCAGUAUAUCCUGAAGGAGGGACCAGAAACGCUACCGAAAGCACGCAAGCUGUUGCGAAAACUCUACAUCAUGGACAAGAUAGUGCAAAUCGCACUGUAUCUAUGCGGGCUGUGGCUGGCGUGGACAUACAUUGAGGUUGUGACGGGCUCGAUCCAGUUCGUGUUCGAUUCCGCCAUCGACGGACUGCGGCGCAGUGGAACUCCUCUGGCCGACUCGAGCAGCGUCCGACAUGGUGUAUGAUUUCAGGCUCUACGAGAGCAAUGGCGAUAGAUAUAGAGUUAGCUCUUUUUUAUUUAAACUUACACCAAAUUUAAUCCACCCAGCUGAAGCACGCUUUCGGGAUAGUUCGUUUUGAUAGUUUUGUUUGUUUCAUUUCUGAAGGUAGCACGCAUUAAGCGAGCGAAAAGACGAUUUGCACUACCUCUAACUGCUUUCUACCAUUCGCCGGCAGGUGCAGAGUAAAGGUGGCAAAGUACUCCGUUUUCCUUCCCUUAACUCUUAAAUGCUUAUUGUGUAGCCGUCGUGUUUUUUCUUUUGUUUUGGAAAAUACGCGCUGCAGUUGCAUCACAGAAUAGUGUUCAUAUAAAGUGAUAAGUGUCAAUAAAAAGAUUUUUAA